Eruca vesicaria subsp. sativa (arugula) is the source of this 1193-nucleotide messenger RNA. NCBI's taxonomy places the organism in Eukaryota, Viridiplantae, Streptophyta, Magnoliopsida, Brassicales, Brassicaceae. The record is from the annotation of a GenBank genome assembly.
CUCCCCCAAAAAUAAGAAACUUUUUUUCUUUAUCCUUCUCUCUCUCUCUCUUCUUCAUCUCUUUCCAAACACUUUCUCUCUCCGUGUCCGAACCCAUCGUGUCUCAAAAAAACCAUUGAUACCAAACCUCAAUCUUUCACCACUAACAACUGAUCUAAUACUUUUUUUUUUCCCACACAUUCAACUCGUUGCUUUCUUCUCUGUUACAGCUAUGGCAGCCGUAUCCUCAAACCCUCGCACCGUAGAAGAGAUCUUCAAAGAUUACAACUCUCGUCGCUCUGCUCUUCUCCGUGCCUUAACUAAAGAUGUUGAUGAUUUUUACUCUCAGUGCGAUCCGGAGAAGGAGAAUUUGUGUUUGUAUGGCCAUCCUAAUGAGUCGUGGGAAGUGAAUUUACCGGCGGAGGAAGUUCCUCCGGAGCUACCUGAGCCAGCGCUGGGGAUCAAUUUCGCGAGAGAUGGGAUGCAGAGGAAAGAUUGGCUCUCUCUUGUUGCUGUUCAUAGUGAUUGUUGGCUUCUCUCUGUUUCUUUCUACUUUGGUGCUCGCCUUAAUCGCAACGAGAGGAAGCGGUUAUUCAGUCUGAUCAACGAUCUCCCAACCCUCUUCGAUGUAGUGACUGGUAAGAAACCCAUCAAAGACAACAAGCCAAGCUCUGAUUCCGGAAGUAAAUCCAGAAAUGGCACUAAGAGAUCAAUAGAAGGGCAGCCAAAGAGCACAACACCAAAACUAAUGGAAGGGGGCUACGAGGAUGAAGAAGAAGAAGAGGAAGAAGAAGACGAGCAUGGAGACACUCUCUGUGGAAUCUGUGGAGGGAAUUACACACAAGAUGAGUUCUGGAUUUGCUGUGAUGUUUGUGAACGUUGGUACCAUGGAAAAUGCGUGAAGAUCACUCCUGCCAGAGCAGACAGCAUCAAGCAGUACAAAUGCCCGCCUUGCUGUGCAAAGAAAGGAGGAAGAUAGUGAUGAUGAUGUUCACCUCCCACACACUCUGGUUCUCAUGUUUUAAUGAUAAUAUUAAUCAACCUUUUUCUUCUCUUUUUUUUUUGUUGUUGUUUCUUUUAACCUUUUAAUUUCAAAGCAUACUGAACUCUUCUCUUGAGAUCUCCAGAAAUGGAUUUCAAGAAAGUUGAGAGAGAGUAGCAACUGUUUGAGUAUUAUUAUUCAUAUGAGAAAACUGGUGUGUCCCAUCAAAUGU